This is a messenger RNA of Penicillium brasilianum, 2062 nucleotides long. Lineage: Eukaryota; Fungi; Ascomycota; Eurotiomycetes; Eurotiales; Aspergillaceae. The record is from the annotation of a GenBank genome assembly.
CUCUCCAUCUUUUCCGCAAUUCUUCGACAAUCCUAUCUCACAAUGGUUGCCGAAACUAGCAGUGCUACCACUGCAAAACUCCAGAGAGUCGAUUCCCAGCCUGAGAACCCAUAUGCGGCCCUGAUCGAGGAACAGUCCAUUGCGAUCAUUCCCUCGUUCACCCUCGAGUCCGGUGUCACAUUGUACAAUGUACCAGUUGCCUAUACUACCCGUGGUGUUCUAUCGCCGAAUGGCGACAAUGUCUUGGUAAUCUGCCACGCCCUGAGUGGGAGUGCCGAUGUCGCCGAUUGGUGGGGCCCCCUCCUCGGAGGACCGGGUCAGGCCUUUGACGUCUCCCGGUUCUUCGUCGUCUGCUUAAACAGCCUGGGUAGCCCGUACGGUAGUGCGAGCGCGGUCACCUACAAGGAUGGCAAGCCUGAGAAUGGCUACUAUGGACCUGAAUUCCCGCUCACUACCGUGCGGGAUGACGUGAACAUCCACAAGCUCGUCCUGGACGACCUGGGUGUCAAGCAGAUUGCUGCUGUCGUUGGUGGGUCCAUGGGUGGUAUGCUGACCCUGGAGUACUCGUUCUUUGGCAAGGAUUAUGUCCGUGCCAUUGUUCCCAUUGCGACCUCUGCUCGCCACUCCGCGUGGUGCAUCAGCUGGGGCGAGGCCCAGAGACAGAGCAUCUACAGUGAUCCCAAAUAUGACGACGGAUAUUACCCGUUCGAUGAUCCGCCAGCAACCGGUCUUGGAGCAGCCCGGAUGUCGGCAUUGCUCACCUACCGCAGCCGCAACUCAUUCGAGUCACGAUUCGGACGCAACGUGCCGGACCCUUCCAAGCGCCAAAACAUCAACGGCACUGAGAAGCUGCCCACUCCUCCCAAUGAGCACUGGGCUAUUCAUAAUGAUGGACACCGUGGCGGUCCGACCUCGCGGUCGGAGAGCCGUCAACAGUCUCCCGUCCCUCAAACGGAUGUCCAGUACAUGGAUCCCCAGUUCUCCGGCACCAAGAUUCUCUCUGCGCCGACUCCAACCAAACCCGACGGCCGCCCACGUCCACCAACCUACUUUUCUGCCCAGUCAUAUCUUCGUUACCAGGGCGACAAGUUUGUCAAGCGCUUUGAUGCCAACUGCUACAUUGCUAUGACCCGCAAGCUGGACACCCACGACGUUUCUCGUCACCGUGCCAGCCCGGAUGCGGAGAACCCUGUUCUGGAUGCCCUUUCCAAGAUUCAGCAGCCAGCUCUCGUCCUGGGUAUCGAGUCCGAUGGCCUGUUCACCUUUGCCGAGCAGCAGGAAAUUGCCGCUGGCAUUCCCGACUCGCGGUUGGAGCGCAUCGAUAGCCCUGAGGGCCAUGAUGCCUUCCUCCUGCAGUUUGAGCAGGUCAACCGCCACAUUGUGGCCUUCUUCCACGAAGUCCUGCCCGAUAUCAUGUCCCAGUCCAACGUCGACGGUGCGGCGGCCGUGGCCAGCGUCACUAAGCUGACGAAGAGCAGCACGUUCGGUGAAGCCGAAGUGGAGGAUAUCACUGCGUGGUAAAUCCUCAUUAUGAAAUCAGAUAACAUUGGCGCAGUCACUUGCAGCCACCCCCAUGCUCCUGUCCCAGACACGCGGACUCCCGCCCGGGAGCCGCCCGUUUCGUGGUCUCCACCACGAACGCUGCGCUCUUCCGAGUGUCAAGUCCCGCGCCUGGGCAGGUACCAUGGCGUUAUCCCGGGGAAGUAGAGGUUGCCGAUCUUUUAUCCGUUUCGCUAGUCAGGGAGAUGAGCAUCCAACUGCCUCUCUCGAAUCUUACCUGGUCCAUUGCAACUGCGUUUUGCAAGGCCUUGUCGAGAAGACUGCCAAAGAAGCAUCCAACUGCUCUCCAUCUGACCCACCCUCUGGGUCGCUUUUCCAAGCGCAAAUUCGCCUGGGGGUUGAUGGGUCUAUUUUGAACAAUCCGAUGACCAGACUGUGCUUUUUGCACUGGUCAUCCGUGCGGCGAGCGCGUCGCUCCUUUUUCAUUAAUACCAAAAAUAUACAAUCAAUAACAUUUGGGACUGCCCCUCAGAUAGUCUCAUAUGCAAUCCGUCUCCCGAGU